UCCUUUUUUUUAAUCGUCUCCGUUCAUAUCAACACUCUUUUUUCUCUUAAUUUCUCAUAAAUUAUUAUCAGAAAAAAUUAUCUCACCGGCGAUGGAGUUUGAAUCGGAUCACUCCGACGGGUUCGAUCGGUUACCCGACCCGCUUAUUCACCUCAUGUUCAACCAAAUCUCCGAUAUCAAAACCCUAAUCCGGUGCCGCUCCGUUUCCAAACGGUUCAACUCGUUGGUACCUCAAGCCGAUUCGCUUCUCCUCCGAGUCGACCGGGUAAUUUCCGCUACCGAUUCUGAUGACGACGACGAUUCCUUCCUCAUUGCUUUCCUCAGAUCCAUUAUCAAAUCCCUUCACCAUCUCGUUUCACCAAGCAAGGCUCUCCCAAGCCCUGCCCGAUCCCAGAACUCACCCGCACAGAUCCUACGGGAGUUCGAGAGGAUCAGGAAUCUCCAAAUCGAGCUUCCUUCAGGUGAUCUUCGGUUAGAGAAAGGCACGACGAUUAGGUGGAAGGCGGACUUUGGGAAAACUUUAAAGAGUUGCGUGAUUUUAGGGUUUCGCAGCGGGGACGGAGGCGGUGGAGAGGCGGAGUUUGGAGGAGGAGCUGGUGCAGGGUUGAAAAUGAGGGUAGUUUGGACAAUUAGCGCGUUGAUUGCGGCAUCAGCGAGGCAUUACAUGAUGGUGGAGGUUGUAAACGAGCAUAAAGAGCUGGAGAAUUUGGUGAUCAAGGACAGAGAUGAUGAAGGGAAAGUUGUUAUGGAUAAGAAAGGAUUGAAAGAAUGUAGAGAAAGUCAAGGUGAAGGCGAAGAAGCUGAGGUAAACAAUGCCAGCAGUGGCAAUGGAGUUGGUUUGUGGUGGCGUAAUAAUCGUACAACAGUGCCAGCAGUUCGAAUGAGGAUGUGGCAUGAAGCGAGGAUGGAACUCUCCGGUGGCAUGAAAAUGGUCGGAGCAACAUUGGUGGUUGUCCGACCGACUAAUGGAGGGGGUGAGAGGAGUGAGGUGGAAGAACAAAAUGGAGAUGUAGGAUUAGCAUUAGGAGCAUUUGGGGAAGAUGCAGUGUAUUGUGAAGCUGUGGAGAGGUUGCUCAAGAGUCGAAGUUACAUUCUGGAGAUGAACUCUUUCUAGUUCCUACUGUAUCUGUAAGCAGCCUGUGGAGGGCUAAAAUGGCAACUAUUUGAAAAUCCCAAAAGAAGAAGAGGAGGAGGGAGCAGGGGCAGACGACAUCUUUGCUUGCUUGACAGAAUGUCCAGGCACCUCGAGGAACCUAAACCUUCCAAUAGCAGGUUCCAUAACCCUCCUCAAUGGCAAAGGGACAGAGCCAGAUGGACAUGGGGAUUCCAUUGCAUCACUUAUUUGUGGAACUAUUAGCAUUAUGUAGGCAACUACCAUUGGGGUGGUAAAAUCACCAUAAUGCUGUGAUGGAGUAUGAGCAGAGCCUGAUGAAUGCUUUUCCUAAUGACAAUUCACGAGUUCUUAUUUACAUCUUUGAUUCCUGCCAAUACAUCAACAGCAUAUGAGUUGUGUUACUGUGUCUAAUAGCCCAUUAUGUGCUAUAUUUGUUAUAGCUUGUUUUCUUCAGUCAGGUCUCGUCUGUUUUAGAGUUUCUCUUCAAACUUUGAUGUAUCCAAAGUUUUAAACAGGGUAGCACAAUCACAAUUACCAAGCUGCAGUCCACCAACUUGUUCCUGCUCUUGUACUCAAGUAGAGCAGGAGUUGAAUCUGACUUCCUUUUUUUUUUUUAGGAAAAUCAAAUAUUAGAGUCGCGAACUGGUUGAAUCCACGGCUUUUGUGUACUGAAUUUGAACAUAAUAAAUCAAGCCUUGUGUGUA
Solanum tuberosum (potato) is the source of this 1818-nucleotide messenger RNA. RefSeq names its product F-box protein At1g78100. The transcript has 2 exons. The record is from RefSeq and is a predicted model, not a curated record. NCBI's taxonomy places the organism in Eukaryota, Viridiplantae, Streptophyta, Magnoliopsida, Solanales, Solanaceae. Gene Ontology annotation, molecular function: protein binding. The coding region runs from base 92 to 1114 and encodes 340 amino acids.